Drosophila serrata is the source of this 1095-nucleotide messenger RNA. RefSeq names its product basic helix-loop-helix family member olig (gene Oli). Gene Ontology annotation, molecular function: DNA-binding transcription factor activity, RNA polymerase II-specific; E-box binding; protein dimerization activity. The record is from RefSeq and is a predicted model, not a curated record. Gene Ontology annotation, biological process: positive regulation of transcription by RNA polymerase II; axon development; sensory organ development. NCBI's taxonomy places the organism in Eukaryota, Metazoa, Arthropoda, Insecta, Diptera, Drosophilidae. Gene Ontology annotation, cellular component: nucleus.
CUCGCGCAUCGAAUCCGAUUCCAAUUUCGAGUCCUGAAUCCGAAUCAGAGUCAGGAAUCCUCUGACACAGCAGCCGCAUUUUAAUUUUUUCCUCGGUUUGUGAGCUGCAAAAUCAUUAACGUUAAAUAGAAAUGGAUCCCUCGAAUAUGACUUUUGGUUUUCCCGGCCUUCCCAAUCAUGGACACAUGCCGAUACCACCCACUGCCAACAUGCUGGGUGGUCAUCCAGCACCCACCGCCAGUCCACCGCAGAGUGUACCCGGUCGUCGCACUCCACUGGGAUCGGUAGGUCUGGGUGGCUUCUAUGCCCAGGGAAUGGGAGGAAUGUCCAUGUCCCAGCCGCCCACGGAUGAGAACAAACCAGGAGGUAGUGGACAGGAGAAGCCGCUGAGUCCCACUGCCGCAGCCAUUGCGGCUAUAAGUGGUGGCACCACCACCGUGGCCGUGUCCAGUGGGACGAGUUCCGGCCCCGGUGGAAGUGGAUCGAAUGGUGGCAAGCAAAAGAAUCGUCAAGGGAAAACAGUGAGGUUGAACAUUAAUGCCAGGGAGCGGCGAAGGAUGCACGAUCUGAACGAUGCCCUCGAUGAGCUGCGAAGUGUGAUUCCCUAUGCCCACUCACCAUCGGUGAGGAAACUGUCCAAGAUAGCCACCUUGCUGCUGGCCAAGAACUACAUACUUAUGCAGCAGAAUGCCCUCGAAGAGUUGAGAAGACUUCUGGCUUAUAUACAAAGCACAACGGGAGCCGCUCCCUUGGACUUGGGCGCCUUCCCAGCGGCUGCCAAAUUGCAGGCUCUCCUUCAAGGACCUCACAACGAACCACCCACCAGCAGCAAUAGUUAAAAGGUAGUCAGGAUCUGCCAGGACCAAACUGGUUCUUUCGAUAAGCAAGCAAUGGAAAAGAAGCAAUAUUUUAUAAGUCAAUUGGAAGAAAGCCAAAUAAUUGUGUACUAGUCAGAGGUUGAGGUGGAUGAAACCUCUUGUCAGAGCAGCCAAGUGAAAAUCUGUUAAGUGAUAUUUAGUUUUGCCAUAAGCAUUUCUUUUUCGUGCAUUUACAUAAUGUCAAGAUCUUUGUAUAAGAUAAAUAUUACCAAAUAAA